Messenger RNA from Malassezia sympodialis ATCC 42132, 642 nucleotides. RefSeq names its product RlpA-like double-psi beta-barrel domain-containing protein. The record is from RefSeq and is a predicted model, not a curated record. Lineage: Eukaryota; Fungi; Basidiomycota; Malasseziomycetes; Malasseziales; Malasseziaceae.
AUGUCUCGCUUUGUUCAGUUUGCUCUUUUUGCCUUUCUCGCUCUAGCCACUUUCGUUGCUGUUGUCCGCGCAGAAGACAAGCUCUUCGAUGAUGACGGUAAGGAAAUGGUCUUCUUUGACUCUGAGGUCGGUGACAAUGAGUUCGAGGAUGACCAGCAAGAAAAGCGCUCGCUUAACAUUCGCGGCAAGUCGAGCUUCGGUAUGAACAAGCGCAACCUGAAGGACACCCAGGAGCUUUUCACUCACGGCCCUGCUGAGAAGGAGUCGGUCUGGGCAAAUGGCAUUAAGAUUACUUGGUACGCUUCUCAAGACUUGAAGAACCCUGCCUGUGGCAAUGGCAAGUGGGACCCUUCGAACUCCAACCACAUUGGUGCUGUUUUGAAGGGUUGGGACCAUGGUCCUUCUUGCGGUGAUUUCAUUCGUCUCUGCAACCCGAAGGUUUCUCGCUGCGUGCGUGUCCGUAUCGUUGACGAGUGUGCCGGUUGCAAGCAGAACCACAUUGACCUGACGAAGAGUGCCUUCAAGCGUCUGGCCACUACGGGCACCCUAGACGAGGGUGUGACAACUGGUCUUACCAUGUGGUACAGCAGCAAGCCCAACCCUUGGGAUCUGUCGCUUUUCGGUCCUUUCAAACUGCAAUAA